UGCAUUUCAUUUGAUCCUAUAUAUCCCAAGACAGAACAUCUCCACACACUUUUCCUUUAUUUUUGAACCAAACUCUUUCACUUUUCCUUUAUUUGCAGUUUCUUUUCUCUAUAGCUGUGAGCAAAAUUAAAGCUAUCAGAAUCGCGUUUCAAAAGCAGAAAAAGAAAGAAGAAGCUAUCUAUCAGAAUCGCGUUUCAAAAUCAGAAUUUGAAAGAAGAAGCUAUCAUGAUGGAAACCAUGCAGCCUCAGAAGCAGAGAGACGAAGGAGAAGCUUCUUUUUCUUCUUCUCAUAAUCAUAAUCACGUUUCUCCUUCUCCAAGUUUCAGCAGCUACUCGUCGGAGACACUCGCCGAGAUCGCCGCCAGAGUAAUUGACGAGCUCCGGUGGGAUCCUCAUUCCGUUUCUGACGACGACGCGCUUUACCAACCGUGGGAAAACGACAUCACCUUUGCUGCUACUCCAACUCCAAACGACAACGAAGGCGAGGAUGACGGUAGUGAGUUUGAAUUCGCCGUGGUUUCGACGGACACGGCGAAUUUCCCGGUGGUUUCCGCGGAUGACAUUUUCUAUAACGGUCAGAUCAAGCCUUUGUACUAUCCAGUUUUCGAUCAAAAUCUUCUAAACGACGAUGCCGUUUCUUCCGUGACAAAUCCUAAUGAAGCUACACCACGACGUCGUUUACCUUUAAGGACGUUGAUGUUCGAAGACAACGAAACGACGGCGUCGUGUUCGUCGUCCACCGACGAGAGUGUAGACCUAGAAGCUGUAGCGGAAGGGAGUUACUGCGUGUGGAACCCUAAUUCAGUUGGAAUUGAACGGAAAAAGAGUAGCUCAGCCGGUUCUGGAUCGAAGCGGUGGAAGCUUCGGAACUUGCUUUUGAGAAGCCAUAGUGACGGGAAGGAUAAGCAGCCGGUGAUGUUUCAGAUUCCGAAAACGACGGCGAGUAAAGUUUCGCCGUCGGUGGAGCACGACGGGAAGAAUCAGAGUAAGAGUAAGAAGAAGUCGUUUUUACCUUACAGACCCGAAUUGGUUGGUCUUUUCGCUAAUGUCAACGGGCUUGGCCGGAAUUUGAACCCGUUUUGAUUUUUCGAACCCGGUUCAAGAUUAUCAGUAUAUUUUUAUUUAUUUAUUUUUAAUCAUAGUGGAUUAUGUGCCAUGUCAAUCUAAUUAUUUUACAGUUUUAGUAUUUUUGGGCCAGGUAUUAUAUUGUAAUUAAAGAGAUUGAGAUGUAGAAUUUAUUCUUUUCUCUGUAAAUUAUUUGGAGUUUUAAGUUUUUUU
Vicia villosa (hairy vetch) is the source of this 1278-nucleotide messenger RNA. RefSeq lists its product as uncharacterized. Lineage: Eukaryota; Viridiplantae; Streptophyta; Magnoliopsida; Fabales; Fabaceae. The coding region runs from base 226 to 1083 and encodes 285 amino acids. The transcript has a single exon. The record is from RefSeq and is a predicted model, not a curated record.